AAAUUGUGUUGUACGUGCUGUGUUGCCAGUGUUCUCUCGUGUUGUCGUUGGUUACGUGUGUAAAAGUAUUUUGGACAUGAGGAGUGUGGCAAAGCUCAAGUGUGGUGUGCGGUAAGAGUAAAGCCAGCCGGAAUUGUAAUAGGAAUACUCGCUCACGUCUUUUAAGCAAACUGCUAUCGACGUUUAGCGUUAGCUUUGUAAGCUCAACUGGGGGGACUGGGUUAACGUAACGCUAUCUUUGAACCGUACUAAAUACGGUAAGAAGGGUUACUAACUUUAGUUGGCUAAAUGGCGAGCUGGCUGUUAGUGUUGUUUUUUUGACUUGGUUGAGAAAACACUCCACUUGAAAAGUAAUAUCUUCGAGUUAUAAACGGGUCCCCAACAGCUCGCUAGGUAACGUUAGAGCAGGUCACCUUCCAUUGCAGCUGGGUGUGCACGCCUUCUUUUACCUCCCCGACUUCUGUGAAUGGACAAUAAUAACUGAAUCUGACCAGAGGAGUGACAUAUGACCCCGUAUGGCAUCUACGUAACAGCCGAGCCGUCAUUCAAAGCGUCUAUUUGGACAUGUAAUUGAGUUCAUGGUCGUGUGUCCGCUUACGAGAAUGACUCGCCGCUCGGUGGUAAAGUUUGUGUGCCUUGGCAGUCGAGCUGUCAGCCUGCUGUGUGGAAACUCCCUUCGCCCCGUUCACACUUCAAUAUGCAGCGUCUCAUCGCAUCAAAAAGCUGGCUUCAAACCGGGGAAAGUAGCAGUGGUUACAAAGACUACGCGAUAUGAGUUUGAACUGCAGCGGUAUCGCUAUGCAGGGCUCUCUGAAGAGGACUUAAAACAGCUGCUUGCCAUGAAGGGUUCCAGCUACAGCGGCCUGCUGGAAAGACACAACAUCCACACUAACAAUGUGGAACACAUUGUGAAGAGCCUGAGGGGGGAAGGCAUUGAGGUACAAGUUGUGAAGAGAGGAGAAUAUGAUGAAGAAGUAGUUCGAUGGGCAGACGCCAUUAUCUCUGCUGGAGGUGAUGGGACAAUGCUACUUGUUGCCAGUAAGGUUUUAAGCAAGGACAAACCAGUUGUUGGAGUUAAUACCGACCCUGAGAGGUCAGAAGGUCAUCUGUGCUUGCCUGUGCGGUACACUCGUGUCUUCCCAGAGGCACUGAAGAAACUCUGUCGUGGUGAGUUCAGGUGGCUGUGGCGUCAGAGGAUCCGUGUGCACUUAGAGGGCACAGGAAUCAAUCCCACCCCUGUGGACCUGCACGAGCAGCAGCUGAGCCUGGAGCAGCACAGUCAAGCUCACCGCAUCACCACCAUGGGCAGGAAGCAGAGGACAGGAACACUCCACGACAGCUUCUCCAAACCAAGUCUCCUCCCGAUCAGAAGCCUGAAUGAAAUCUUUAUCGGAGAAUCUCUGUCCUCCAGGGCUUCCUACUAUGAGAUCUCUGUGGAUGACGGCCCGUGGGAAAAGCAGAAGAGUUCAGGACUCAGCAUUUGUACAGGAACAGGAUCCAAAGCCUGGUCGUAUAACAUCAACAAACUUGUUGAACAAUCCGUGGAGGAGGUUCUAAAAAUCGGGAAGUCUCAAACCGGUUUUGAUAUCCCGCUUAAUCGUGACUUCAUUGAAAAAGUUACUGAUGAAUACAACGAGUCCUUGGUGUUCAGUCCGGAUGAGAGACGUUUGUUCUACAGCAUCAGGGAGCCCAUCGUCAACAGAGUCUUCUCCAGCAGUCGACAGAGAGGCUUCGCCAGCAAGGUGUCUGUCCGCUCACGGUGUUGGGACGCCUGCAUGGUGGUCGACGGCGGGACUUCGUUCGAGUUCAACGACGGCGCCAUCGCCACCAUCAGCAUGAGCGAGGAGGACCAGCUCCGCACCGUCGAUCUGGAAAACUGAGUGGAGUCCAGAGAACCAGUCCACUAGGCCGGUGUCUCUCAGACCAGCUGUUUAAAGGGAAGUUCACCUUCUAGUCUCCACAAGUGUUGUGUUUUUUAUACCUGGGGGGG
Etheostoma spectabile (orangethroat darter) is the source of this 1990-nucleotide messenger RNA. RefSeq names its product NAD kinase 2, mitochondrial (gene nadk2). The transcript is spliced from 12 exons. The record is from RefSeq and is a predicted model, not a curated record. Gene Ontology annotation, cellular component: mitochondrion. Bases 579 to 1880 code for a protein of 433 amino acids. Lineage: Eukaryota; Metazoa; Chordata; Actinopteri; Perciformes; Percidae. Gene Ontology annotation, molecular function: NAD+ kinase activity. Gene Ontology annotation, biological process: NADP+ biosynthetic process; NAD+ metabolic process.